GACAGACUGUCUACACCCACAGACAGAAGGACAGACUGUCUACACCCACAGACAGAAGGACAGACUGUCUACACCCACAGACAGAAGGAAAGGACACUAACUCCAACCUGUCUACACACAUAUGUACUAUGGUGACACCUACAAAGGUCCUGUUGGACGUUUUGAACGAUCUGAGCGCCGACGACUUCAAAACAUUCAAGUGGUUCCUGAAGCAGAAGGAGGAUCUGGGACCCUUCAGACCGAUCCCGGAGCGUCGACUGGAGGACGCCGACAGGACGGACACAGUGGACGCCAUGAAGAACCUGUACGGCACGCACACCGUGGAGGUCACCAGGACGGUUCUGGUCCAGAUCAACAGGAACGAUCUGCUGGAGGAACUACCGAAGCCCGCCCACAAACCUGAAGAGGUCAUCGUCCACCGUCGGCAAAUACUGAAGUCUAAGAUGAACAAGAAGUUGGAGCGUUUGUUCGAGGGACUCCCAAAUUCCACAAACCAAAAACUCCUGAAGGAGGUUUUAACACAGAUCUACGUCACAAAAGCCAAGAUCGCAGAGGUCGUCGAGGAACACGAGAUGACACAGGUUGAAACAACAUCCAGGAAAACAGACGGAGAACAAACAACCAUCACCUGUAAAAACAUCUUUAAAACACCGCCUGACAGAGAUCAGCCAAUCAGAACGGUGCUGACAAAGGGCGUGGCCGGCAUCGGGAAAACAGUGUUAACACAGAAGUUCAGUCUGGACUGGGCUGAAGACAAAGCCAACCAGGACAUCCACUUCAUAUUUCCACUCACCUUCAGAGAGCUGAAUGUGCUGAAACAGAAGUUCAGUUUGGUGGAACUGGUUCAGCACUUCUUCACUGAAACGGACCAAGCAGGACUCUUCAGCUUCAAAGACCUCCAGGUGGUGUUCAUCUUAGACGGUCUGGAUGAGUGUCGACCUCCUCUGGACUUCAACAACACUCAGAUCCUGACUGAUGUGACAGAGUCCAGCUCAGUGGAUGUGCUGCUGAUGAACCUCAUCAGGGGGAACCUGCUUCCCUCUGCUCGCCUCUGGAUAACCACACGACCUGCAGCAGCCAAUCAGAUCCCUGCUCAGUGGGUGGACAUGGUGACAGAGGUCAGAGGGUUCAAGGACCCACAGAAGGAGGAGUACUUCAGGAAGAGGUUCACAGAUGAAGAACAGACCAACACAAUCAUCUCCCACAUCCAGAGGUCCCGAAGCGUCCACAUCAUGUGUCACAUCCCAGUCUUCUGCUGGAUCACUGCUACAGUUCUGGAGGACGUGUUGAAGACCACAGACAGAAGACAACUGCCCAAGACCCUGACUGAGAUGUACAUCCACUUCCUGGUGGUUCAGGCCAAAGUCAAGAACGUCAAAUAUGAUGGAAGAUCUGAGACAGAUCCACACUGGAGUCCAGAGACCAGGAAGAUGAUUGAGUCUCUGGGAAAACUGGCCUUUGAGCAGCUGAAGAAAGGAAACCUGAUCUUCUAUGAAUCCGACCUGACAGAGUGUGGCAUCGAUAUCAGAUCAGCCUCAGUGUACUCAGGAGUGUUCACAGAGGUCUUCAAAGAGGAGAGAGGACUGUACCAGGACCAGAGGUUCUGCUUCAUCCAUCUGAGUGUCCAGGAGUUUCUGGCUGCUCUUCAUGUCCAUCAGACCUUCACCAACACUGGAGUCAAUCUGCUGUCAGAAGAACAAACAUCUGUUUGGUCGAAACUAUCAAAGGACAAACCUGUCCAGUUGUACCAGACCGCUGUGGACCAGGCCUUACAGAGUCCAAAUGGACACCUGGACCUGUUCCUGCGCUUCCUCCUGGGUCUAUCACUGCAGACCAAUCACAGACUUCUACAAGGUCUGAUGAAACAGACAGGAAGUAGCUCAGAGACCAAUCAGAAGACAGCUGAGUACAUCAAGAAGAAGAUCAGUGAGAAACUGUCUGUAGAGAAAAGCAUCAACCUGUUCCACUGUCUGAACGAACUGGAGGAUGGGUCUCUGGUGGAUCAGAUCCAACAGUACCUGAGACAUGGACGUCUGUCCACAGAACAACUGUCUCCUGCUCAGUGGUCAGCUCUGGUCUUCAUCUUACUGUCAUCAGGAAAACACCUGGAUGUGUUUGACCUGAAGGAAUACUGUGGUUCAGAGGAGAUUCUUCUGAAGCUGCUGCCGGUGGUCAAAGCCUCCACCAAAGCUGUGCUGAGCGAUUGUAAUUUGUCGAAAAGAAGCUGUGAAGCUUUAUCGUCCGUUCUCAACUCCCAGUCCGAUGUAAAAGAGCUGGACCUUAGUUCCAAUGAUCUGCAGGACUCGGGGGUGGAGCUUCUGGUCGCUGGACUGAAGAGUCCAGACUGUCCUUUGGAGACUCUCAGGCUGAGUCGCUGUAACCUGUCGAAGACCAGCUGCGAAGUUCUGUCCUCGGUGCUCGGGUCAGAGUCGUCCUCUCUGAAAGAGCUCGACCUGAGUUCCAAUGAUCUCCAGGACUCAGGAGUGGAGCUUCUGGUCGCUGGUCUGAAGCUUCCACAUUGUAAACUGGAGACUCUCCGGCUGUCAGGAUGUCAGAUCACAGAGGAAGGAUGUUCUUCUCUGGUCUCAGGUCUGAAGUCCAAUCCGUCCCAUCUCAGACAGUUAGACCUGAGCUACAACCAUCCAGGAGAGUCCGGAGUGAAGGGUCUGUGUGAUCAGCUGGAGAAUCCACCCUUCAGACUGGACACGCUCUGGUUGGACCAUGAUGGACCACAGAGGUUAAAGCCUGGGCUGAAGAAGUAUUUCUGUAACCUGACCCUGGAAACCAGCUCCGCCCACAGAAACCUCGUCCUAUCGGACACAAACCGUCUGAGCUGCGUGAAGGAGGAGCAGCCGUACCCGGACCACCCGGACCGCUUCGACCACUGGAGGCAGGUGCUGUGUUCCAGGGCUCUGACCGGUCGCUACUACUGGGAGGUCCAGUGGACCGGAGGGGUUUCCAUGGCACUGACCUACAGAGGAAUUGGGAGGAAAGGAGGCGGAGCCGACGCCGGCUUUGGAAGGAACCCCCGGUCCUGGACCCUGGACUGUUCUGGGGCCGGGUACUCGGUCUGUCACGGGAACGUCAGGGUGGUCCUGGGCGGGCCCUCCCGGUCCUCCGGUAGAGUGUCGGUGUUUGUGGACUGUCCUGCUGGAUCUGUGACCUUCUCCAGAGUCUCCUCAGGCAGACUGGUCCACCUCCACACCUACUUCACCACAUUCUGCCAGCCUCUGUACGUGGGCUUCGGCUUAGCCUCCUCUGGUUCCUCUGUGUUUCUGUGCGAUGUGUAGACAUGUUGAAUGAGGGGUGUGCACUGGCCUGCAGUGGGUGGCGGUCUGGGCCGGCCUGGCCUCCCGGUGUGCUGGGUGGGACCCCCUGCCCGUGGAGACGGGUGGCUCCUGGGCUCGUGGGGCUUGGGGACUGGUGCCUCACCAGGCCUCCUGGGGCCUGUGCUGGGCUGCUGUGGGGCCUCUGGUGGGGGCCUCCCUCGGCCAUCUUC
Molecule: messenger RNA, 3499 nt
Organism: Sphaeramia orbicularis (orbiculate cardinalfish)
Lineage: Eukaryota; Metazoa; Chordata; Actinopteri; Kurtiformes; Apogonidae
Product: NACHT, LRR and PYD domains-containing protein 12-like
Exons: 8
Coding region: 129-3290 (1053 amino acids)
Molecular function (GO): protein binding
Source: RefSeq, a predicted model, not a curated record